AUGGCCAAAACCGCUAUUGCGUACAAAGAGAAGAUGAAGGAGAUCUCAGUGCUGUCGCUCAUCUGCUCCUGUCUCUAUCCCGAGACACGCAAAAACAUCAUGGGAGACUUUGAAGACCUGGACAUUAAACCUAUCAACAAGCGAGCGUCAGGUCAGGCUUUCGAGGUGAUCCUCAAGCCCUCCUCCCCGGUGUCCGAGUCAGCCCACUGCAUCACCAGCCCCCCCAAGAGGGACGUGUCCCUGGAGGACAUCCAGAAGAAACUAGAGGCCGCUGAGGACCGGCGGAGACCUUUUUACCGGACCUGUACGCCUCCAUACGCCGCAGUCCGCCUCAUCGCUGCUGCCAUCAUCUGUCUGCUGACUGCUGUGAACUGCUGGAAGGUGAAAUGGGGAGCCAUCCUUCAGGUCGCCUCCACAUUCGCCAAAGUUCUGGCUCUUAUUGUCAUCAUCAUUACUGGGCUUGUCAAACUUGGUCAAGGUUUUGACCAGAACUUUGAGGACUCCUUCAAAGGCUCCAAAGUGAAUCCCGGGGACAUGGCUUUGGCUCUGUACUCUGCUUUAUACUCCUACUCCGGCUGGGACACGCUUAACUUCAUCACAGAGGAGAUCAAGAACCCAGAGAGAAAUCUCCCCUUAUCCAUUGCGAUCUCCAUGCCCAUAGUUACCAUUAUCUACAUCCUGACCAACAUUGCCUACUACGUUGUUUUGGACGCAGACAGUGUUCUCAACAGUGAUGCUGUGGCUGUGACAUUCGCAGAUGAUGUGUUGGGGUGGGCUCGCUGGCUCAUCCCUCUGUCUGUGGCUAUUUCUUGCUACGGCGGUCUCAACUCCUCCAUCAUCGCUGCUUCUAGGUUGUUCUUUGUGGGCUCCAGAGAAGGCCACCUGCCAAAUGCUCUGUGUAUGAUUCAUGUAAAAUGCUUCACUCCGAUUCCCGCCUUACUUUUCAAUGGGGGCAUGUCUCUGAUUUACCUGUCUGUUCCUGAUGUCUUUCAAUUAAUCAACUACUUCAGCUUUAACUACUGGCUGUUUAUCGGCAUGUCCAUCGGCAGCCUCAUCUACCUGCGCUUCAAAGCCCCAGACAUGUAUCGGCCAGUGAAGCUGUCCCUGUUCUUCCCGGUGGUCUACUGUCUGUGCAGCAUAUUCCUGGUGGUGAUGCCUCUUUACAGUGACACCAUAAACUCCCUGGUGGGAAUCGCUGUAGCUCUGUCUGGCGUUCCGGUUUAUUUCAUCUGCGUGCACCUGCCGCCCAGCUCCAGGCCUGCCUUCCUCACAAAGGCCCUCGAUAAGGUUUCUCUGUACACCCAGAAGCUGUGCCUUUGCUGCAUGACUUCUCCCGACAUCGACUUGGACAAUAUAGAACUUGAAAAGAUGGAGUGA
This is a messenger RNA of Knipowitschia caucasica, 1377 nucleotides long. The record is from the annotation of a GenBank genome assembly. NCBI's taxonomy places the organism in Eukaryota, Metazoa, Chordata, Actinopteri, Gobiiformes, Gobiidae.